Strongylus vulgaris is the source of this 411-nucleotide messenger RNA. Lineage: Eukaryota; Metazoa; Nematoda; Chromadorea; Rhabditida; Strongylidae. The record is from the annotation of a GenBank genome assembly.
AUGGGCAAUCUUGAUGAUGCAUUCAAGUACUUCCAGAUAGUAGUAAACCGGUUGGUUACCCUUCACGGGAAACGUGACAGUGAUCCAGAAUUCAUUGGUGUCUCUUUAAAAUUGGCGGACAUCUUUGCUCAAAAAGGCCAAUUAGAUGAUGCAGAAGUUGGAUUUUCGCACUGUGUUCGAAAACAAAUGAUGGUUGUCGACGAGCACAUGAAAAAGUAUAGCGUUGCUCAAGGUGCUCUCGUAGAGGAUAGACAUGUUGCUGAUACGCAGGGUCCAAUUUAUACUGAUCCUAUAGCUUUAUUUGGAAUGGCAUUAGAGCGAUAUGCCCAUUUUUUAGUCACCUAUCGAGAUGAGAAGCGGAUGCGUGAAGCGGAAGAGUACAUGGAUGAAGUCAUGAAGGUAAUUUCUACU